Molecule: messenger RNA, 2134 nt
Organism: Pocillopora verrucosa
Lineage: Eukaryota; Metazoa; Cnidaria; Anthozoa; Scleractinia; Pocilloporidae
Product: polycomb group RING finger protein 5-B
Biological process (GO): regulation of transcription by RNA polymerase II
Cellular component (GO): PRC1 complex
Molecular function (GO): metal ion binding
Source: RefSeq, a predicted model, not a curated record
UUUGUCAAUAUCUGUUCAUCGUGGUGGGCCUGAAUCUCUUCGCUCUGAAAUGGCAAUUCUUCGGUCCAACAAGGAGCAGAGGAUCAAGAUUGCAGAGUUGAACCCGUUCAUAACGUGUGAACUAUGCAAGGGAUAUUUGAUCAAGCCAACAACCAUUGCCGAGUGUUUACACACAUUCUGCAGAAGUUGCAUUGUGCAGAAUCUUCAAGACAACGAGGAAAAUAUCUGCCCGAAGUGUUCCACGGUUAUUCAUGAAACCAACCCAUUUGAGAUGCUAAGAUCAGACCAAAUGUUAGAGGAUAUUAUCUUCAAAUUGGUGCCAGGACUACAAGAAAGAGAAAGGUGUCGUUUAGAGGAAUUCAAUAAAAACGUGCGAUCAGGGAAGGAGGACAUAGGCUUGCUUAAAAACAGGCACAAAGACUCAUUGACAGAUGAACCUCCUCAUAAGAAAUACAGAAGCCUGUCACGUAAGGCGCAACACUCAGAUGACUCGGACGGUAAACACAAUUUCCACAGAGACGAUCCACAGAUUGGUGUCUGUCUUCAAUAUCUCAGGGACUGUAUCGAUGAUGGAUCAGAAUGCGGCGAAGCAAAACCUGACUCUGGAAACAUGGAAUCCCAGAAACUAUCCGAAAGAUCCAGAGAAGAGUCGAAUUUAAAUGGUCCGAUGUGGGAACUCGUUAGGAAAUACAUCAGAUGCUCGUCAAGAACAACAAUCGGUCACAUCAAGAAAUAUCUAAAGCUCAAGUUAAAUCUUUCAGCUGUCGAUCAGGUUGAAGUGAUGUGCAACGGAGAAAUCAUGGGUAAAGAUCACACUCUAGAGUUCGUUUUCAUGACAAGAUGGAGGGUGAAGGACAGUACAAUUUUAACCCUCCAGUACCGACCUAAACUGGAUUUUUUAUGACAAUUGAAUAAAAGAUUUUAGUUAAAAACAGAGAACACUCUGAUUAACAUGUAACCUCUUCUUAGACAAAUUCAAGCCAUAUUCACCAAACAAGUCUCAAGAAUAGAAAAAUUGGCCAGCUCCAGUGUUUGUCUUGAUUUCUCUUUUACUUCACAUCACUCUUUACCAAUUCAUUAUUGAUUAUUAGCUGUUUACAGUUUAAAGGUCAAUGUAGUUUGUUUUUUCUUUAGAAAUCGUAAGUUAUUUAUUUUAUUAGUUCAGAGAAAGAGGGAAAAACCCAAACUUUAAUCUUCCUCUGAAAAGGGCGGAGGGAGGAGGCUUGAACCAGUCUCCUUUCUAUAAAAGAUUGAGCCUGCGAGUUAAAUGGCAAUCCGAACUAGUCUUGAUGACGCUUCUAAUUGGUAGGGUUGACUAAUUUUCACGUCUUCUUGAAAAUCAGUAAUAGAUGAAACGUCAUCUUGAAUGAUUUCCCCUUCCAGCCAAUUGCGCUUCUUGAAGAACGAUUUGCUGGCCCCAACUUUUUACUACCGCAAUGAAACUCCACCAGUUCAGCGAUACCUUUUCACUCCCGAGAUUUCAUCAGUAAUUCUCCUUACUGGCUGCAAUACAACUCAUAUGAUGUGAGUUUGGCAAUUUCCUAGUGGAUCAACAAGUAAUGCCAUAUUUGAUGUUUUUCUAUAUUCUUAUCACUUGCCUGCUUGAUAUUGUAUUGAUAUUGUAAGGAGAAAUUCUGUCUUGGUCACUGAUGGAAGUUAAGAACUUAAGAAGGGUGUUCAGUUCGCUGAGUUGAGCACAUGGUUAACUUCUUUACAUAAUCUCGUUGUGUUUUACUUUGUAACUUCGAGAAAUCCUACAUUUGCUGACAAGAAAUUUUCAAUCCUGUCAGCUUAUAGUUUCAUUGCUUAUACGGCGGCUUUUGUUUAUUUAUUUGUUUGUUAUGUUUUGAAGUUUGGUAGUUUGAGUUACGUUAGCUGCAACUUUUCGUACGGGUUAUUAAACCAAGCGCUCUAUUUUCGACUAAAUAUAUUUCUAAGAGCAUUGUUCUCUUUAAACGACAAUAGGAAUUUGAUCUUGAGAUAGCAAUUAAGGAACUGCACGUCGAUUCUAAAUAUCGUAUCUCGUUGUCUGUUCCAAUAUGUCAGACGUAUGUAGUAAGAUCGAAUCAAUAUUAGUUUUUUCUCAAUUAGAUAUUGUAAAUAUUGUAUAUGGGCAUGUAAUGUUUUUGUAAAA